Messenger RNA from Pararge aegeria (speckled wood butterfly), 996 nucleotides. Its product is annotated as zinc finger protein 177-like. Gene Ontology annotation, cellular component: nucleus. The coding region runs from base 19 to 708 and encodes 229 amino acids. The record is from RefSeq and is a predicted model, not a curated record. NCBI's taxonomy places the organism in Eukaryota, Metazoa, Arthropoda, Insecta, Lepidoptera, Nymphalidae. Gene Ontology annotation, biological process: regulation of transcription by RNA polymerase II. Gene Ontology annotation, molecular function: RNA polymerase II cis-regulatory region sequence-specific DNA binding; DNA-binding transcription activator activity, RNA polymerase II-specific. The transcript has a single exon.
CCUAGUUUGAAGAGACAUAUGAAAACUCAUACGGGGCAGGAAUCUCAUCCUUGCGACGUGUGUAAUCACAUUUCUACAACAAAAUACAAUUUAAAAAGGCACAUGCGAACUCACUCGGGCGAGACGCCGUACGAAUGUAAUAUCUGCCACCGUAAAUUUCCCGACGGUAUUAAGAGGCACAUGAGAACUCACACUGGGGAGAGACCGUAUUCUUGUGAACAUUGUCAGUACAAAUGUGCGAGCGCGAGUUGUUUGACAGUGCACACGAGGUCGCACACUGGCGAGAAACCAUAUUCGUGUCAACAAUGUGAUUAUAAAUGUACGCGAUCUACUGCACUGAAAGCACAUAGUCGAACACACAGUAGGGAGAAACCGUAUUCUUGCCAGCACUGUGAUUAUAAGUGUUCCAACUUAAAUGGUCUGAAAUCCCAUUGGAAAAAACACACUGGCGAGAAACCUUUUUCCUGUGAGGUUUGUGACUAUAAAUGGUCCACAACAAGUUCUCUAAUACUUCACAAUAGGGUACACACUGGAGAGAAACCAUAUUCUUGUAAGAUUUGUGAAUAUAAAUCCGCGACCUCGAGCUGUCUGAUAGUCCACAUGAGGACUCACACGGGAGAAAAACCGUAUACCUGUGACGUUUGUAAGAAUACAUUUACGACAAAAUCCGCUUUAAAAAUACAUAUAAUGGGGAAUCACAAGGAUUAGACACUCGCAAAUUGUAUUGUUACUGGCGAGUUAAAGCGAAUCUUUGAUGAGUGAAUAAACUUUCAGCUUUUGUUCUAUGAGUUACUUUAGCAAAUAGUAAUUUUCAUAAUGUUUAUAUUUUGUAUACAACUUGUAAUAGCAAUAAGAAAUGAUAUUGAAGGACUGUAUUCUGAUCUGCCGUCGCAAAUAUAUGGGUAUUUAAAAAUCUUGUAUUUAAGAAGCCCGGAAUGAGUGAUUCCAACGAUGCCAAGAUGAAUAGAGUAAGAAAUAAAACAAAUGUCAGUGUCA